AUGGAAAUCCAUUCAACACCGACCACUCUGGGAAGCGUCCAUUCAACACCCCCCGAGGCCACAACUGAAGAUCCCAUUCAUACGACCACAACUGAGAUCCAUUCAACAACGACCACAAACUUGAAGUCCAUCCAACAAAGCACCACCCAUCUGAAGAUCCAUCCCCCAACCGACCCCAUCUACAACAACCACAACCCGACGACCUCAACAACCACAACCCCAAUAACCACAUCUACAACGACUACGUCUACAGCAACUACAUCCCCCACAACCACUCCAAAACCAAAAACAAAGAAAGAGGUCCUGGAGGAGACGGACACUGUCCUUCAAAACAUCAAUAGUACCCUCCAAGAGUUCCAGGAUGCUCUGACAAGCGCUGAAGCUACAACAACAACUCCAAAGCCUGUGAGUUCGACUGAAACCAGCAGGCUGCAACGAGAGGACCUUCGGCGACCCCUCAUCGAUCUCCUGCACUUCAAGAUUGUAUUAGCUGAGGCUGAGGAAAGUAGAGGUAUCUGCGUAGAAAACGCUGAUCCAAAGUGCAAAGCUCUGGAGAAGACGCUUAAUGAUAUAGAUGACCAGCUCCAGAUUCUGAAGAAUAAUAUUGACAGCUGGGAUCAGGAAAAUUUGAAAAGCUUGACGUCGCUCAACUCAGACCUCAAUGAUCAAAUGAGCUAUGCUACUACACCAGCGUUCAUUAAUGCUAACCUUGACAAAACUGAAACAAACAGGAGACUGGAAAGUAUGAGACAGAAUGCAGAGGAUGCCCAAAAAGCAGUCCAAGACGAAAUUGGCUCUCUCACAGACGGGGUCAUAUUCGGCGCAGUUUUUGGCACUCUGGGAGGAAUAAUUCUUGUCGCCCUCAUCGCUAACAUAGCCUUCAGGGCCAUCAAAAACAACAAAAACAAGAAGAACAAGGAAUACAACAAGAUAUCCACAGCAAGCAUGCCUGUUGACGGAUUCCCUCGCGAUCAAGACAACCUGGGUUAUUUGGACAAUGAAUCAGCGAGACCCAGAGGCAACAUCUAUCCCAUGCAGAAUUUCAGCAGGCCUGCACCUCUGGCCAGAGAUCCCUACAGACAUCCAGAAAAGAAACCAGUGGAAGACCUCUGCCAAGAGCUCCCUACAACUCCAGAAAGAACCAGUGGAAGACCUCUCUGCCAAUCCCUCAUUGUCCAGGAGCCCUAA
This is a messenger RNA of Macrobrachium nipponense, 1188 nucleotides long. Its product is annotated as PH domain-containing protein DDB_G0287875-like. The coding region runs from base 1 to 1188 and encodes 395 amino acids. The transcript has 5 exons. NCBI's taxonomy places the organism in Eukaryota, Metazoa, Arthropoda, Malacostraca, Decapoda, Palaemonidae. The record is from RefSeq and is a predicted model, not a curated record.